AGCGGCGUCGGGGCGCGGCGGGCGCGGAGCGGAGCCCACCCCCAUCACCUGUUACCUCCGCUCCCCAGGUUGCCUGAAGUUCCCCGGCGGCGCCCGGCAGGACGGGGAGCGCCACGGCUGCGGCUGGCGGGGACCCUACAGUGUCUGCUGCAGCAUGGGCUGGCUCAGGGGGAUUGCCUUGCUUUCCUUGGGAGUAUUACUAGCAGGAAGAGUCAACUGCCAGCAUGUGAAGAAUAAUGUGCCAAGGCUCAAAUUAUCAUAUAAAGAAAUGUUGGAAUCCAACAAUGUAAUCAAUUUCAAUGGACUAGCUAAUAGCUCCAGUUACCACACUUUCCUCUUGGACGAAGAACGCGGUCGGCUGUAUGUUGGAGCAAAGGAUCACAUAUUUUCUUUCAACCUGGUUAACAUCAAGGAAUAUCAAAAGAUUGUUUGGCCGGUAUCACAUUCCCGAAGGGAUGAGUGCAAGUGGGCUGGAAAAGAUAUUGUGAGAGAAUGUGCUAAUUUCAUCAAGGUGCUUAAGGCUUACAACCAAACCCACCUGUACGCUUGUGGAACAGGGGCUUUUCAUCCAGUCUGCACCUAUAUUGAAGUUGGAAGCCAUCCUGAGGACAACAUUUUUAGAAUGGAAGAGUCACACUUUGAAAAUGGGCGAGGGAAAAGCCCUUAUGAUCCCAAACUGCUGACAGCUUCACUUUUAGUAGAUGGAGAACUGUACUCUGGCACAGCAGCAGACUUCAUGGGCAGGGACUUUGCCAUUUUCCGAACUCUGGGGCAUCACCAUCCCAUCAGAACAGAGCAGCACGACUCCCGGUGGCUAAAUGAUCCCAGAUUUGUCAGUGCUCACCUGAUACCAGAGAGCGACAAUCCAGAAGAUGACAAGAUCUACUUCUUCUUCCGUGAAAAUGCAAUUGAUGGAGAGCACACUGGAAAAGCCACUCACGCCAGAAUAGGGCAGAUCUGCAAGAAUGACUUUGGUGGACACAGGAGCCUUGUUAACAAAUGGACGACUUUCCUCAAAGCACGUCUGAUUUGUUCUGUACCAGGACCCAAUGGCAUUGACACACACUUUGAUGAGCUACAGGAUGUGUUCCUAAUGAACUCAAAAGACCCUAAAAAUCCAAUAGUCUAUGGAGUGUUUACAACUUCCAGUAAUAUCUUCAAGGGAUCAGCAGUGUGUAUGUACAGCAUGACUGAUGUCAGGAGGGUAUUUCUUGGUCCCUACGCCCACCGAGAUGGCCCAAACUACCAGUGGGUUCCCUACCAAGGGCGAGUGCCAUACCCACGGCCAGGAACUUGUCCCAGUAAAACAUUUGGAGGUUUCGAUUCCACCAAGGACCUUCCUGAUGAAGUUAUCACAUUUGCCAGAAGUCAUCCCGCCAUGUACAACCCAGUAUUUCCCAUCAACAACCGUCCCAUCAUGAUUAAAACAGAUGUGGAUUACCAGUUCACACAGAUCGUGGUAGAUCGAGUUGAUGCAGAGGAUGGCCAAUAUGACGUGAUGUUCAUUGGCACAGAUAUUGGAACAGUUCUUAAAGUGGUUUCAAUUCCUAAGGAGACUUGGCACGAAUUAGAGGAAGUCUUGUUGGAAGAAAUGACAGUCUUUCGGGAACCCACUGUUAUUUCAGCAAUGAAGAUUUCCACAAAGCAGCAACAGCUCUACAUUGGCUCAGCCACUGGAGUUUCACAGCUUCCUUUGCACCGCUGUGAUGUGUAUGGAAAAGCUUGUGCUGAGUGUUGCCUUGCAAGGGACCCUUACUGUGCCUGGGAUGGCUCCUCCUGCUCACGUUACUUCCCCACUGCCAAGAGGCGCACCAGACGACAAGACAUCCGAAAUGGGGACCCACUCACCCACUGCUCAGACCUGCAGCAUCACAAUAACCCAAGUGGUCAGGUCCUGGAGGAAAAGAUUAUCUAUGGAGUAGAGAAUAGCAGCACUUUCCUUGAGUGCAGUCCAAAAUCUCAGCGUGCCGUAGUCUACUGGCAAUUUCAGAAGCAAAAUGAUGAUCGCAAAGAAGAGAUAAAAGUGGGUGAUCACAUGAUCCGGACAGAACAGGGUCUAUUGCUACGAAGUCUUCACCGGAGAGACUCUGGUGUUUAUUUUUGCCAUGCUGUGGAGCACGGCUUCAUGCAGACCUUGCUCAAGGUGACCCUUGAGGUGAUCGAUAAUGAGCACCUGGAAGAGCUGCUCCACAAAGAAGAAGAUGGUGAUGGCUCCAAGAUCAAGGAUGCAACCAACAGCAUGACCCCCAGCCAAAAGAUCUGGUACAGAGACUUCAUGCAGUUGAUCAACCACCCCAAUCUCAACACCAUGGAUGAGUUCUGCGAGCAGGUUUGGAAAAGAGACCGCAAACAGCGCCGGCAAAGGCCUGCCAACGCGCAGGUGAACACAAAUAAGUGGAAGCACCUACAAGAGAAUAAAAAAGGUAGAAACAGGAGGACCCAUGAAUUUGAGAGGGCACCACGUAGUGUCUGAGCUACAUUACCUCUAGGAACCUCAUCCAAGUAGAAACUUGUAUAGACAGAUAACUGGAAAAAAAUGCAAUAUUCAUGAACUUUUUCAUGGCAUUAUGUGGAUGUUUACAAGAGUGGAAAGUUCAAACAGUUUCCACUUGGUUUAAAUAAAAUCCAUUUCUAAUUUUCCUAGCAAGUCCUUCCUCCCUGCUCUGAUUCUAAGACCAGAAAGACCAGAGUUUCAAGGAUGAUAACUCACCUGGACCUAGGUUACUGCUCAAAAACUUCCGCAAGUAUUCAGCAGGCAAGUUUUGCUUUCUCUUUUGACAGAGAUAUAAAGAAAAUAGUGUGUUUCAUGCUGUCAUCUUACAGGAAAGAAAAACAAGCCCCACCUUUCAUCAUCAGCACUACCAUUUCUAGACUUAUAUAAAACUGCAUGAACUCAUUAAGCUGAUGAACGUCUAAACACGUGAUUGGACACAAGGAUUUUGUUCUUGUUUUGUCUACCAGUUCUCCUGUUUAUACGUGCUAGAAGAGGAAAAACAACACUGAAUGAGAUUGAUUGUGGAAAUCUGAACAACAUAAGCCAUCCAUCAUCUGGAAGAAAAAAAAUAUGUGGAGUACACUGGCCUACUACUGAUGACUUCUUUCAGCUUUGAUCUAAAGAUGUAUUUUAUUAAAAGUAUAAUUUAAAUGUACCAUGAAAAAAUAUGCAGCAAACAUUAGCUCCUUUCUAAAAUAGAUUAGACUUUUUGUCUUAGAAAUAUUGUACUUUCUAAUUAUUGGUUUAGAGGAAAAAAGACAACUUCCAAUUAUGACUGCUUUACUCUUUUGUUUGGGAAAAGUUCCAGGGGAGCUGGUCACACUGCAGUUAGCCUCCUCCCCUGUCAGUAAUCUAUAUGACAUGUAACUUCAAAGCAAUUUUAAAACUAAGCUAUUUUGACAUGAAAGUCACUGUAUAGCAUGGAAGUAUUCUGCAUUCUGUUUUUCUAACUAUGGUAUUUGAAAUUAUUCAACUUGUUAAUACCUUGCUAUAGAUUGAACCAAUGAAGAGGAGAGCAUUGAUUUUCAGUUGUAUAUUUUUUUAAUUAAAAAAAAACAAAUAGCAUUAAAAUACCCUCUGCUAAUUA
This is a messenger RNA of Onychostruthus taczanowskii (white-rumped snowfinch), 3581 nucleotides long. RefSeq names its product semaphorin 3A (gene SEMA3A). Gene Ontology annotation, biological process: semaphorin-plexin signaling pathway; negative regulation of axon extension involved in axon guidance; negative chemotaxis. Bases 155 to 2473 code for a protein of 772 amino acids. The record is from RefSeq and is a predicted model, not a curated record. The transcript is spliced from 17 exons. Lineage: Eukaryota; Metazoa; Chordata; Aves; Passeriformes; Passeridae. Gene Ontology annotation, molecular function: chemorepellent activity; neuropilin binding; semaphorin receptor binding.